AUGGCUUCUCCCAAUGCUUUGGCGGAAAGUCACCAUUCCCCACCUCGGCGCUUAUCGGACGGCAUGGCAGAAGAACUAGAUAUAGAGUCCUUCAGUGGUGGGAACCUUGAAGUGGAGCAUGGAGAGAGGCGAUCCGGCAGCAACACUCCAGGACUUCCCUCAGAUGGAAAAGAAAAGCUAGAAUCCUCUCUUUCUGCUGUUGAAGCGCACAAUGAGGAAGAGGAACCUCAAACAGCAUCCGCCGAAACAGAAGAUGACCCUUCCGAUGGACCGUUGCUACCUCGUAAACGCUCUAGGACCGGUUCGUUAAAGCGAUCAACAUCACCGCCCGUAGAGCUUGUUGCUGGACCUCGUGAGACGCCGUUGGAAAAAGUCUUGCUGGAGCAAUACCUUCACCGUGAAUGGCUCCACACUGCCCUCGCGGCUGGAAAAGCCUCUCGUAGGGAUAUUCUACAGGAGAAACGGGCCGAGCGCGACUAUUACCUACAGUUGCAGCAUGAGCGCCAAAUGAACCCAGCAGCUCUUUUUGGAACGGGCUAUGAAGGUUUUGGUAACGCAAGAACCGAUAUAAAAUCACAACAUCCGCAACUCUUAUAUCCAUCUAACAGGAGAAAGCCAGGGGGGAGGAAGUCCCGUGAUAUUCGAGUUUCGCGGAAGGAAAUGGAAGCGCAGGCCGACCAAGCCGAAGAUUUAGUUCCAAUUCGUCUGGACAUUGAUUGGGAUAAAGUUAAAAUCCGGGAUACCUUUACCUGGAAUCUCCACGAUCGCCUAACCUCACCCGAAGUCUUUGCUGAAAAAUUAGUUGAAGAUUUUGGCCUUCCACUUGAGACUUGCGGCUCCCUUGUGCGACAAAUUGCGCAAAGCAUCCAGGAUCAGAUAACCGAUUAUCACCCUCAUGUAUUCAUUGAGGAGGAGCCUUUAGACCCCCAUCUUCCCUACUUCGCGUAUAAAAACGACGAAAUGCGUGUUUCGAUCAAGCUUAAUAUAACCAUUGGACAACAUACUUUGGUAGAUCAAUUCGAAUGGGAUAUCAACAAUCCAUACAACUCACCGGAGGAGUUUGCAGCCCAAAUGGCGAGGGAUCUUGCCUUUCCUGGAGAAUUUGUGACUGCCAUUGCCCAUUCUAUCCGAGAACAAAGUCAGCUCUUUACACGAAGCUUGUAUAUUAUAUCACAUCCAUUCGACGGACGACCCAUUGAGGAACCGGAUCUCAAAGAAUCGCUAUUGCCAUCGCCCCUUGACCAUGUCUUUCGCUCAUUCCAGUCCGCCAAGGAAUAUGCCCCGUACCUGUACGAACUCAGCGAAGCUAGUCUUGAUAAAACAGAGAUGUCGAUUUCUCGUGAUCAAAGGCGGCAAAAACGAUCUGUUAAUCGUCGUGGUGGACCUGCUCUCCCUGAUCUCAAGGACCGACAACGCACAAUUCGAACGAUGAUUGUAUCAUCCGUUAUACCUGGAGCCGCGCUGUCGAUAGAAGACAGCCGCCUCUUUAAACGCUCCGGCACCAGUCGAAGCCGUCGUGCUAACGCCCAGCGUGAUGGCUUAGAUGAGUCUGAUGAGUCUGAAAGCGACGAGUCUUCCGCAGGUUCUCCUGCUUUGUCCCAGCUAGCUCAAGGCACCGCAAGGACCCGGAAUUUACGAACAGCUUCAGCGAUUGCCCAGACAGCUAUGCGUAAUCAUCUUGCUCGUUCUGCUACACCUGAAACAUCAUCACUUCAUGAAUCUAGGGUAGCGGCAAGAAGAAGAGACUAUCGUGAGGAAAGCUCCGAAUCCCCCGAGAAACUCAUCAUUAGACUUAAAAUCAAUCCACUCAAACUCCGCCAGUUUCUUAAAAAUUUAACGGCAAGACAAGCCGGAUAUACUGGCUCACCAGCGGCUCCAGCAGUAACAACCCCAGUCCGCCCUGCAAUUCCCACUCCCCGAGCCCCUAUGGGCCCGCCAACGGCUCAACCAGGGGCCACCCCCAAACGUCCAACACCGUCUCAGUUAAAUGGGGUUGUUGAUGCUCCGCACCCUCCUCAGCCUGGUGUCCCUGGUCCUCCGCCGCCUCCAUGGCUUAUCCGUGGCCUCAACAACCUUAAACGAAAUUACCCUCGCGACUCCUUCGAGGGCACUAUGCGUUACACAGCCGUCGACCCUCAAAGCAACCUUCCUUUACCAAAUGCAGCAACAACCCAUCCGGGCCAGAAGCUAAUUUACAAAUAUUUUCCAAGAAUUCGAUGCCACGACUGCCCUGGAAAGCUGUACACUCCCGGUCCUGCUUUGACAGUUGAUAAUUUUGAAGUUCAUCUUAAAAACAGGCAGCACAAGGAACGGGUGGAAGAGCGGCAUGUUCGUCAAGCAAGGGAGUUGGGCGUUGCAAGUGGCUCUGUAUAG
Ophidiomyces ophidiicola is the source of this 2373-nucleotide messenger RNA. RefSeq names its product SWI/SNF chromatin-remodeling complex subunit (gene SNF5). The coding region runs from base 1 to 2373 and encodes 790 amino acids. Gene Ontology annotation, cellular component: SWI/SNF complex; nuclear chromosome; nucleus. The record is from RefSeq and is a predicted model, not a curated record. The transcript has 2 exons. Gene Ontology annotation, biological process: chromatin remodeling; regulation of transcription by RNA polymerase II. Gene Ontology annotation, molecular function: transcription coregulator activity. NCBI's taxonomy places the organism in Eukaryota, Fungi, Ascomycota, Eurotiomycetes, Onygenales, Onygenaceae.